AUUCCAAAAUGUUUAAUCAUUUGAACAAUCACACACGAAUAAUUUUCUCGUUUCAGAUAGGUGCGAGGAUUGAUGCUCGUCUCCUCGCGAUGGUGAGCAACAAAGUGAAAGCCAUUUGGGGAUUGGGUGGUGUGGAGACAGCAAGGAGUUCUCUGUUGUUCCUGCCAUUCCUUCAGUCACUCGUCGGCGAGCUCCAUGGAAUGUUCAGGUGCUUAAAAUCCGGUGUUACCUAACAGUUUGAAUUACACGAGUUCGAGCCCAACAUUUGGCGGGAGAAGGAUUUGAGGUUUUCUUAAUCAUACAAUGCGAUCCGAUUGACAGCGUCAUGUCAUCAAAAUACAGUAAUUUAUUUAUUAUCUUCGCCUGUGUGUCGGUGAGUCUUGGCCAGGUGUACAAAUCGAGUGGCAUUGACAGCAAUAAUGCAGUGGAGGUGGCAGAAUCCAAUGACCCAGAGGCUAACAAGAGUGACUUCAUCACUCAAACGGUCUACGGUUUUCUAGAUUUUACAACAACAAUCGGCAAUACCGUGAUGGUUUUCAGUCCUCAAAGUGCACCACCAGAGGGAGAAAAACCCACGAGUGCGCCUGUGAUCGAGACUAAACCACCAGCUCCUAAGAAACAUAUCGAGAUACAACCGAGCAAAACCCACAAGAGUGACAAUGGUGAAACGAAGAAGCCAUCGAAGAAUACAAAAAUCAUCGUCAACUCAGUUAUAAAAAAAGACCAGGAAAAUCCAGAGCCAGCAAAAUCUUUGACCGAGAGCACUAAAGCUCCUGUGCUGUCAACUGUCGUUCAAGUUGUUGCUGAUGGAAAUAAACCAGUAAAAAAUAAUCUCGCUGAGCCAGAAUAUGAUUACCUGUCCAAACAACCGACUGAAGUCGUCGACGAGACUUACAAGUUGAUAAAUUUGAGGCCCUCGUCGAAGGCCCCGGUUAAACCUCGUCCAUCCCCCAAGAAGGAGAAAGAAAAUCCAACGGGACUGGUCACACGACUGGGUGGUACCAUCGUCAAAGAUGGAUUGACAACAGUGCAUGAAACAUCUGUUCUUGGUACUUAUAUCAAUGGAAAAUAUGCCCAAGUCCUCCAGAGCACGUCGAGAAUUGUCAAAGGAGGAACCCCAGCGGUUCCAGAAGCGAAAAUACGCCCUACGAAUUCUCAGAGGAUUUUAAAAACCAUCGGGCCACAGCAUGGGAAACUUAAGCCACAGCUGGAGCCCACUCCAGCUCAUCAGCAGGAAGAGUCUUCUGUACCUGUUGAAGGACCUGGUUCUAAGACAACUAGAAGACAUACGGCUCCUCAUGCUCGACCAAAAUUCCGGAACAAGAUCUACGAUGAUGGUGACAACUUCGAAGCUCCACAACAGCCGAGGAUUCAGGGGAAGAAUCGAGCUACAACGUCCAGGCCGAGUUACAAAAACCGAGUAUUAACAACAACUACAACAGAAGCUUCGGUAUCUCGUCGUCGAUCUGGAUUCCGCCCCAACAACUCCCAACCAUUCACCUCCCCCUCAAAACCCAUCCGUCCAAAACCCGAGCAAAACUCCAAUCCAAAUCCAAUGCCAAAAAUAAAACUUCCACGUACCCAGGGGCGUUGGUCCUACAAAACGACUCCGAAGCCCCGUAUUGCCAUCAGGAAGCAGGUGGAUGAUGAAGAGAGAGUAUCAACACUCGAACCCGUCACAAAUGAGCCAACAAUAACAACAACUGAUGAGAAAACUCCAUUGUCCUUUCCCCCUGCUCAGAAAAAAAUUCAGGAAGGUGGUACAUACGACGAUGAAUUAGAUCCCAGUGAGACGGAAGAAGUGUCUUCAACGAGUGUCCAGAGUGAUCAGCCACUACCCGAGCACAGUCUUCCGGUUGAAACUCUCAACGUUGAAAUAUCCACUCCAGCUGACUUCAAUGACGUUUAUUUCGAAAUAGCCACCAUCAAAUCACCUUAUGCCUUCCAGGUGGGAACAAUGAAGAACACGCGUUACAUAACAGUGACAUCAACCAUGAAGAAGACAUUUGCGACAGCCGAGCCAACAGCGACAUCAACACCCACCGAGCCCCUCACCGAGAACAUCCUGGCGAAUACAGGUGCAGCAUACGAGUCCUCACUCCCCCUGGACUCCUCGGUAGCAACUCUUCCAGCAAUAACCCUGGAGUCAAACCAGGCAACACCACCCCUGGAGACCCUGACGGAAACCUUCACAACGACUCAAACCCUGUUGAAGACCCACCUACUGCCAGUGGUGGCAGCUGGCAACACAUCGACAAUUACUCUAGUGCAGACCUACAACAUUGCCAGGAUGGUGACAGCAACAAAGACACUUCCCCCUUCAGAGAUCUAUCAAUUCAUUCCCUCAAAGACUCUUAACGAAUUUAAUACGAAAUUGGAUGAGGCUGGAAGUGAGCUCCACCUGGAGCUGGACUUCGGUGACGACGACAGGGACGACGAGGACAUCCCCAAGAGGAUAGUCGUUCCCAAUUCAGAUGUAGAUGAUCUUGAUGUCUUCAGGUCGUCUGGAAAACCGAAGGAGGCUCCAACGACAUCUGCUCCAGAGCCUCAACUCACUCCAGAGCAGGCCCAACAACUUGCCCUACUCAAGUAUUUCGGUCAACCACCACCAGCUACACCUCAGGUGAUCACAACCUCACGCCCUGUGAUUGUCCUGGAGACUGUUUACGAAUCUCACGUUAUUCCCCUUGUUAACAAUGGAAAUACUGUGUACUCAACACUCUCCAGACCAGUUGCAACAGUACCACGUACCUCGUACGAGUUUGGUACGUCGACUGUAGCACCAUUAAUUCCCCCUCAGGUGCCGCAAUUGCCCCAGGUACCGUUGUUCCAGCAGCAGCCACAGUUCACUGUCACCAGUGCACCCUUUGUCACCCAGACAUUGGCCACUGUGUCUGAUUCUAGGGUGCUGAAGCUCACGUUCGGGGCUAAAACGGCGUACACAACCCUCUUCUCCACGAAGGUUGUCCCCACAGAAAUUACUACUUAUGUCACUACUACUCUUCCUGUUCAACCUACUGUACCUGCUUUUCCUGGGUACUACCCACCACCCGUUGGGUAUCCACAAUUUCCUUUUGUUGGCUAGAUUUAGAGUUUCGGGGGAGUGUUCCAGCAGGCGUCGAGGGCAAGGUCAUUUAACAUGGAGGUGGUGAAAUUAGAGAUUAACCAGUCGCAUUUUACCACUUUUUCUACUGAUUUAAGGAUAUCCGAAUACUUUUAGUAAAUCUAAUUGUUUUGCAAUAUUUCUGAUUUUUUAUACAAUUGGAAACACAAAUCGACUAAUUGAAAAUCCAAUGUAUACUGAUUAGUUAGAAUUGAAAAGUGUAAUGGGAUAUUCUUAAAUUGAUCGGAAUGAGGAAUUAAUUCCUAGUUUUCUAAAUCGGGUAUUUGAAAGUCCAGUGGCACAAUCCUUGUACAAAAUGCACUAUUGAUAAAUUUUUAAUUAUCCAACACGAAGACUCGAAAUAAGUUCAGUGGAAUUUAUUCCAUUCUCGAAUUGACAAAAUGAUUGAUUUUUCCCUCUGGAAUUACCAAUUUUCGAUGAUAAACCGAAUUUAUGAUUAUCAAUGCAUUUAAUCGCCAGUUACGAAAGAAUAUGAAGCAGAAGAAAAUGAGUGACAAAUUAACGAUGUGCGUUAAAACAAACUGUAAAUAAAUUAUUACUUCUACCAACUACAACCAUUAUUUUUAUGUAUAUUAGAUUUUUGUAAAUAAA
This is a messenger RNA of Fopius arisanus, 3715 nucleotides long. RefSeq names its product flocculation protein FLO11. Lineage: Eukaryota; Metazoa; Arthropoda; Insecta; Hymenoptera; Braconidae. The coding region runs from base 326 to 3085 and encodes 919 amino acids. The record is from RefSeq and is a predicted model, not a curated record. The transcript is spliced from 9 exons.